UUUGGAUAGGUUCCAUGAAGAUGAAGUUCCAUUUCUAUCCCUACAUUUAGAACUUGUCAUAAAAAGUGGGAUCACCCCUAGCGGAGAGCAGAGAGAGCUGCACUGGAAUGCAGACUAUGCAGAAGAGAGGAUGGAAGAAGAGGGAGAGGAGAUGCCAUGGGAUGCUUUGCCCGAAGGUCUACUGAUCAACAUAUUCUGCAGAACUACAAUUAGAGAUCGGAUAGGGAGCCUAUCUCUGGUUUGCCGCUCAUGGCAACAGGCCUCCCAAGACCCUCUUUACUGGCAGUCGAUGAUCGCCGUCGACUCCGAUGAAUACGAUUCAACAGACAACGCCUUCGUGAAGGAGAGCAACGAACCCAACUCCUGCCAUGAUUUUUUCGUCAACCCUUUUGAUAUUGACGAUGGCUUAGAUAACUUGGGUGUGCUGCGACUCCGAACUCUAAUCCAACGGUCGAUAGCCGGAAAACGAAGAAGAGCCAAGCUCAACUCUAUCUAUCUCUCACCUUUCCUCGCCAAAUCUGGUGUUGGUGGCGGCCCUCGCAACGACGAUGAAAUCCUCUAUCUCAUUGCCGACUGUUGCCCGAACGUGAAACACCUCUCUUUCGAUGGAUCCUACAAUGCAUCGGAGGACGCCGUUUUGAAUAUCAUCCGUAGCUGUAAGAGGCUACAACUCAUUGACUUCUCUGAUUCCCCCUAUGUUACAGAAUAAGUACUGGAAGAGCUGGGCGGCAACAACUGCCCAUGUUUCCGAGGGAUCAGGAGGUCGGGAACGAUUAGCAGCUUUCAAGCAAGCGCCAUUGCCAGAAACUUACCAAGACUGAGGCUCCUGAACCUGUCCAACACCGAUCUCACUGAUGGUGGUUUGUCUACCAUACUAUCUAUCUGGUUGUCUUUGUCUUGAGUAUCUGGAUGUUAGGGGGUGCAAUUUCCUGAGACUUGGUUUCCAUAUGAUAGAAAGAGCUACAGCGCAGAUCAUUGAAUUUCUUUAUGAUCCUGAUGAAGGUUAUUAUGAUGAUUCUGGAGAUUGGUUCGAGUUUGAUCGUAGCGAUUCAAUACACUGGUAAUAUGUAGUUUUUGAGAAUCUCUUUAUACUCGUAAUGCAGGUCAUGUCUAUGAUUCUCGACUCUUUUUAUGUUUCCGGUUAUGUUAAUUAAAUUUCCUGACUGAAAUGGAUGCUUUUCUAA
Macadamia integrifolia is the source of this 1184-nucleotide messenger RNA. RefSeq names its product F-box/LRR-repeat protein 7-like. Gene Ontology annotation, molecular function: protein binding. Bases 131 to 709 code for a protein of 192 amino acids. Lineage: Eukaryota; Viridiplantae; Streptophyta; Magnoliopsida; Proteales; Proteaceae. The transcript has 2 exons. The record is from RefSeq and is a predicted model, not a curated record.